Rhinolophus ferrumequinum (greater horseshoe bat) is the source of this 1663-nucleotide messenger RNA. It is a transcript of the gene FBXO22, whose product is annotated as F-box protein 22. Lineage: Eukaryota; Metazoa; Chordata; Mammalia; Chiroptera; Rhinolophidae. Gene Ontology annotation, molecular function: protein binding. The transcript is spliced from 7 exons. The record is from RefSeq and is a predicted model, not a curated record. The coding region runs from base 83 to 1291 and encodes 402 amino acids. Gene Ontology annotation, biological process: protein polyubiquitination; positive regulation of proteasomal ubiquitin-dependent protein catabolic process; regulation of skeletal muscle fiber development.
UGCGCAAUGCGCGCCGGUCGGGCGCUCGGGCACUUCUAACCCCUGUGAGCCGCGGUUCUGCUGCGGGGGCCCGCGGGGAGGAAUGGAGCUGGCGGGCGGCGGCGGCGACCGCGGCUCCUCCGCAGACCCCCGGAGCGCCUUCGUGCUGAGUAACCUGGCGGAGGUGGUGGAGCGUGUACUCUCCUUCCUGCCCGCCAAGGCGCUGCUGCGAGUGGCCGGCGUGAGCCGCCUGUGGCGGGAGAGCGUGCGCAGAGUGCUGCGGGCCCAGCGGAGGGUGGCCUGGAUCUCGGCGGGCUCGGCGGACGCCGGCCACCUGCAGGAGCACUGCUUGGUCCGAGUGGCAGCCCAGGAGCUUGAGAAUGUGCACAUCUUACCACAGACAGUUCUUUACAUGGCUGAUUCGGAAACUUUCAUGAGCCUGGAAGAGUGUCGUGGCCACAAGAGAGCAAGGAAGAGGACGACCAUGGAGACAGCCUUUGCCCUCGAGAAGCUAUUCCCGAAACGGUGCCAAGUCCUGGGAGUCGUGACCCCAGGGAUCGUAGUGACUCCAAUGGGAUCAGGUAGCAAUCGACCUCAGGAAAUAGAAAUUGGAGAAUCUGGUUUUGCUCUGUUAUUCCCUCAAAUUGAAGGAAUAAAGAUACAGCCCUUUCAUUUUGUUAAGGAUCCGAAGAAUCUAACACUAGAAAGACGUCAGCUUGCAGAAGCAGGUCUCUUAGACAACCCCGAGCUGCGUGUGGUCCUGGUGUUCGGCUACAACUGCUGUAAGGUGGGAGCCAGCAGUUACCUGCAGCGGGUCGUCAGCACCUUCAGUGACAUGAAUGUCAUCCUGGCUGGCGGCCAGGUGGACAACCUGGCAUCGCUGACCUCUGAGAAGAGCCCUCUGGAUAUUGAAGCUACCGGUGUGGUUGGCCUGUCAUUCAGUGGACACCGAGUGCAGAGUGCCACAGUGCUGCUCAGUGAGGACGUGAGUGACGAGAAGACCGCCGAGGCUGCGAUGCAGCGCCUCAAGGCAGCCAACAUUCCAGAACAAAACACCAUCGGCUUCAUGUUCGCCUGCAUCGGCCGGGGCUUCCAGUAUUACAGAGCCAAGGGGAACGUGGAGGCAGACGCCUUCAGAAAGUUGUUUCCUGCUGUGCCUUUAUUUGGCUUCUUUGGAAACGGAGAAAUUGGGUGUGACCGCAUAGUCACCGGGAACUUUAUCCUGAAGAAAUGUAACGAGGUCAAGGACGAGGACCUGUUUCACAGCUACACGACCAUCAUGGCGCUGGUUCAUCUGGGGUUGUCCAAGUGAAGCCAGCACGUGCCUUCACAGCAGAAGUGGACACGCGGAACUGACUUUGUAGGUCUGCUGUGUGGUUUGAGGCUCUAAAGAUGACUUCAGCGUAGUUUUUAAUACUGUAGAGGGGACAGCUCUGGAUGUCAUGGAGUGCAGAGCUGAGCUGAGGGCUUUGGCGUCGGGCACAAACAAUUGUGACUGUCCCACCAGAUUCUUGCUGCUCGCUGUGCACGUGCUGUGAACUGGCCUCCGCACAGGAGGACAGAGAAGGCGUCAGCAGUGGGUGGGAGUCCAGACGCCCGACCUGCUCUGCCUUGCUAGGUGAGCUCUCAGCAGAAUCAUGAUGGCGUUUGCUCUCCCUUAAUAAAGGACAAAAAUACAUAGACA